AUGUGGGUUCUCGGUGGCCCUUGGCGGACAAUAAUUGCUGACGUUAAGACUGCUCGGCUUCUAUCGUCAGUAUCAGGUUUUCAUAAAUUGAAGGACCAAGUCGUUUGGGAAAUAGUUGAGCAGACAUACCAGCGAGCUGAAAGGCGACGAAGGUCCACCGCAGAAAAGGACACGGUCAAGACUCGAAUUCGGAGUGUGUUCUCGUGGCAGAGACGACAUGACGUCAAAAAACACUCCCUCAUGUGGUUCCUUGACUUUGCGUUCGUUUUGUCAGCCUAUUCCGAAUUUCAGGCCCACUUCCUUUUCUCCGAUUCGACCAUUCCCCAAAACGAUCCUGCUAGGAUGGUCCCUUUGUUGGCACCGGCACAAUUUGGUACACAUUCAAAUAGAAUGGAACAAGAGAUGUUUAAUCAUGGGUUCUUGCCAUUUUACUGCAAAGUUCCAGGUCUCACAGAUAAGGAGGUAUCGAUGGCAAGGACUUUAGCCUCCCAGUUUUGUUACAAUCUGGAUCGCCCUAUUGUUGAUAUGGACGUUGAUGUGAGAGAAACGCGAGGGAUGCCGCGCGAGGAGAAAGCGGUCGACUUUAUGACGCCAUGGCUUCAAAUGAUGUCCUCUCGCGAACAUGCAAGCGUUUGGACUUCCUUAGUGAUGCGAAUUCUAGAGGAAAAAAACACUCUCUCAGACCUUGAAAUAUUUAAGUCGGAGCUAUGUCGCUCCAUAGUAAUUGUCUUGCUGUCGGAAAUGACCAAACCAGACCAUCGCGAAGCUGGAUAUGUGUAUGAUAUUGCAGGGAGCACGGCUGUGGAGCAGAGUGAGAAGGAAUUGCUAGUGUCAUUGAGAACAGCAGGGCAAAAGCGCAAAAGAACUGUAUCAAGGAGAACUCUACGUAGUGAUCUUGAUCAACAAAUAAUGGCAUACGAGCGGAAUAUGUCUGUACAGGGCGGCCAAGCAUCUUCAUCCGCAGCAAGAAAAAGAGGGACAAGGUAGUCUGCAUUAACCUCUGCUCCGACAAAGACUCAGGGUGCAGGCUAAUCUUUCAAGAGUGAUGCGCAGUAGCUCAAUUCUUCAGUCAGAAUGCUGAAGGCUCAUGUAAAGCGGCUAAAGAAAAGUA
This is a messenger RNA of Chondrus crispus (carragheen), 1111 nucleotides long. RefSeq lists its product as hypothetical. The record is from RefSeq and is a predicted model, not a curated record. NCBI's taxonomy places the organism in Eukaryota, Rhodophyta, Florideophyceae, Gigartinales, Gigartinaceae. The transcript is spliced from 2 exons. Bases 1 to 987 code for a protein of 328 amino acids.